AGCCGGCGGCGGCUGAGGGAGGAGGAGGAGGCGGCGGCCGCGCCCGCCUCGCCUCCCGCCCGCCGGGGAGCCACGGCUGAGGCGCAUGGAGACAGCGGCCGGCGCCGCGGGCUGGGUUCUUUUCUUCCAUCUUCCUCUCAUCUCUGGAAGCUCCAUCCGUAUUGGAAUAGGCAGCAAUUAUUCCAAUCUCUACGAACAGAGCAUUCUGCCUUGUAAAAAAGAAGAACUACAGUGUGGUAACGGCCUCUGCCUCUCAAACUGGCUGCGCUGUCACUACAAGAAGGACUGUGGCAGAGACUACAUGUCCAUCAAGCUAACCUGCUCAAAAGUUCACUUGAACCAGAGCAGCCCAACCAGUGAAUUCCCCAGCUACGGUGAAAACGGAAAUGAUACCAGUUUGCUUGUUUCACCCCUUCUGGUGGCUGGAGUAGUGAUCGGCCUUGUGCUAUUUCUCUCCUGCGUUACAAUCAUUGUUGGCAGCCUGCGAAAGGAUGGACGGUUAAGGCACCCCCACCAGAGGAGAGACACUGUUUAUGCUCCAGAUGGCUUCUCUUACGGUGGCUCUUUUGGGGAGCUAAGAUCCACCUGCAUGGAGGAGUUCCCCCCAGCUUUUGAUUUUGGUUCUUAUCUGGAUACGCUUUCUCAGGUCAACAUCAUGUAUCCCGACUCACCACCACGCUACGAUGAAUGCGUGGGGCCAGGAGCAACACAAAUGUAUAUUCCCACAGAUGAUCCCCCCCCCUAUUCUCUUACGGACCCCUGUCAAGGAAAUGAAAUAUCUAUAAACAUUAGCCUGGAAGAGGAAGAAGCAUCUGGGACUACAGGACAGGCUGCAAAUUACGCAGUCAGGCUGCAGGACUUGCAGCAGCCCAUUUCAUCCAUCUCUUUGUCGUCUCUCACUCUGGAGGCUGCUCCUCUGUACGAAACAGUGGUGUGCGAACAGAACAUCCCCAUCCCACUGGUUCCAGUGGAAGUACUGAAAAAUUCUCCCACUGACUAUCAGACCGUUCUGAACCAAAUCAUGUGAAUGAAAGUGGCUUUUUCCUUCCAUCUUUCUGAAGAACUCAGGCUGAGAAAAAAAAACAUUUAAAUGGAAGAAUAAAACCUCUGAAAGUUUUACCUAUUUUAUAUCUUUAAAAAGGGAUGUAAUGGGAUUGCUUUUUUAUUUUUUACAGUGAAUUUUGAAAGUUUACCUAAAGUUCCCUCUUUGUGCUUCAAAGUGUUCCAUGGCAUCACACAGCAUAAAAAAGCAGCAGUGACAAGCAGCGCAUCCGACCUUUUGAAGCAUUUCCAAUGACACUGAAAUUAGCCUCUCGGUGUAGAUAUAUGUUAUCCAGUCAAGCUAACUUGUUGAUUUUAUGAUACUUCGCAUGCUGUAGAGCAGAAGGAAAAAGAAGAGCAUUUUGUUGUCUUUGUAGGUGUCAUUAGUACAUUUCAUUCAAUGUCUUGGCAACAAAGCAUUUUUUAAAAAAUUCUUUGUCUAAAUAUGUAUUUCAGUAGACAGAGACAGAACACUGCCUGCAAAACAUGAUUAGCAGUACUGCGUAGGAGCCAAACAAAAAGAAGCAGAGUAUUUUGAUACAUUUUUCCUUCAGAAAGCCUGGCCAGUACCAAAGCCUGCUGUAAACGGGCAAGCGAUGGAGAGGUGGCAAUGGAUCCUCACACACCAAUUGGCUUUACCCACCAAGUUGUGCACCAGCUGUGUGCAGCCUGGGAGCUGGGCACCCUUCACAGGGACUUGAUGUAGCUAAGGAAAGGCAGCAUCUGGAAGCCCAGAAGAUGCUUCGUGCCAAUUCCCAUCAUGCACGACUACAUUUUCAGGCACUAACUCAUUUUUCAGUUAGGAGCCUGUAGCACUAAAAAAAGGACCUUGACCUCUAGAAAUUGAGCAAGUGGGAUGUACAUAAUAGAUGCUGCACUCAGCAGUCACAAUAACAGAGAUUCUCACUUUGUACAGAAACUUUUUCUGUUAGACACAAUCCUCUUCACUGAGAUUUUGCUACUCAUAAACCUAGUCUCUGUUCAUAGACCUGGACUUCUCACACAUCCAUUUGAUGAAUGCACAGAAGUUGCAGAUGCAUGCUGGCAGGAACAACAGAAAGAACUGCAGGCAUGAGUUUAAUCUUGCACGGUACACAGGCAUCCUGUCUACAUUUAAGGACUAAGCUGUGUCUUCAACCAGCACUAGUUAGCAGAGCUAUCAGGGGCUCAUCUCCAUUAAAUCUUUUACGGGUAUUUUCACUGAAAAAAAUGUUUAACUUUUACACUGAUAAAAUGGACUUCAGUUUGUUACCCCCAAUGAAGGAAAAGUUAAAAGGAGCAUGGUACAUGUACAACUGUGUUUAAAAGGAAGCAUCAUUCCAAUUAUGAAAACUGCACUUAGAUUUUCUGUAAAUACAAAAUAAUUUUCAACAGUAAUCAUUCCUCAACACUCCAAAGAUCGACAUAAAUAUAAUUAAUACUUAGAUGGGAAGUAAUUACAUGAUUCUUACUGCUCUAUGAAUUAUAUCAUUGCUGAGUCAUAUGCAAUGAUAGGGUAAGGUAAGUACAUAUUUUUUGCUAAGCUGAUAAGAGUAAAUCUGUAUUUUGCUAAAACAACAGAAAUCAUUUGCAGUUCUCCAAAAUUUUCAACAUACUAUACCCAAAACAACAAAAAUUCACCAUUUUGCGUUGCAAAACAUACUGGCAGGUAUUGCCAGAAUCUAGGCUAAAUUAUUCAGCAUUCGUAUUUUUACCAGACAGAACCAUUCUUCUGUAUAAAGUACUACCGGAAAUAGUUGUGUGGCAUGCAAAAUACCCUGCAAUCAGAGAGACAAAACUCUACACCAUUACGGACAGAAAAGAAAAUCAACACAGAAGGCUACCAGUCAGUUCUAUUGGCAGGAAAAUAAAAAGUGAAGGAAGGUGCAGAGGUUUAUUUAUGCAGAAUACCACAUGCUUCCAUAGUUGUCUUCCUGCAGCUCUUGGAGACCUGCCUAGAACAGGGUAAGACACUGGGACCAGACCAUGCCCACUUCAGGCUGCUGGCAGGGACUAGAGAAGGAAUUAAUUAAUAUUAGAAAGCAAAUGUGACUUUUUUUUAAAAAACAAAAACAAAAACUGUCUCUUCCACCUGUACAGCAAACCUGACGGUACUUCCGAAGACAAGCAGAGGGCUUUUCAUGUCUGACAAUCAAGCCUCUAAAGCCUCUACUCUGUUACAAAUGCUUACAUUUUCUAUGUAUUCUGGGAAAUGCUUCUAGCUGUUUGGCUUUACACCUGACAGAGAUUUCAGGCCCUUCCGCUAUCUAAAUGUGGAAAGAAAAAAAAAAGAUUUUUAAAAACAAGCUGAUUUUAAGCAGGGUUCUGAUAAAAAUGGGAGAGUUGCAUUUUACCUCAUGACAGAAAUGCUUCACUAAAAUUUAGUAAACUAAUCCAAGUCUUCUUGAUUUGAACACAGUUAAGACAUCCUCAGUAUUGCGAUCUGGAUCGCAUGUAGCAGCAUUACUGACAAAUAGCCAUCUACUCCCUCUUGUGGUACACUGCUUUAGAAAGUCAUCUAGUCGGCACACCACUACACCCAGGUCACAGCGGGACUCAUUCAGCCAGACAAUCCCAGCUUCUUUGUCACAGGGAUGCGGAAGCCAACCAGAACACACUUCCAUUACAUCGCACUUUCCUAAGUUAGCACUAAAUGCACACAUUCCAUCAUUGAUUAUCAACUAACAUCUUUAAAAAAAAAUUGUGAAUUCGAGAUACAAUGUGAUACCUUAGCAAGACCACUUGCAAAAAUAACUUAGUUAAAAAGAUUAUCAAGACUAGAAAAUUCUAUGUUAUAUCCAACCAAGUUGAGAGAAAAAGCUUACAAAUCCAAACCAUACGCCUCUGCAAACAGACAAUACCAUAAACAGCAUCUUCUAAAUUUAAUGGAAGGUGAGUUAUACUCUUAAGAAAUUCACAUGCUCUUCUUAGAUUUUAUCCUCAACUCUGGCAUCAUUUUAAUGGCAAUCCUAAAAACAAGCUGAAUGCAGGCCUUUCAUCUAUUACAUGGUUAAUGUGAGAAAGAAAACUGUUUGGAUGUACUGUUUCUUGAUACUUGAUAACAAUGCUGUAUUUCUAUACUCAUCUGUUUUGCUUCGAUUUUUAGUAUAUGGCUCUUUACAGACAACCUUUAGUAAAGAAUAUACACACAUUUG
Messenger RNA from Cygnus atratus (black swan), 4175 nucleotides. It is a transcript of the gene BEAN1, whose product is annotated as brain expressed associated with NEDD4 1. Bases 86 to 1027 code for a protein of 313 amino acids. The transcript is spliced from 6 exons. Gene Ontology annotation, molecular function: protein binding. NCBI's taxonomy places the organism in Eukaryota, Metazoa, Chordata, Aves, Anseriformes, Anatidae. The record is from RefSeq and is a predicted model, not a curated record.